CGAUCAUCCUCGGUACAUGAUACAUACAACAUGUGGCCCUUCAAGAAAUCCGACGAGACGCCUCCGAAAGGUCCUAAUGCCAUUGCUGCCUGUCUGCACUUGUUCGCCACGUUCUUUUGCUGGUUUGCGCUGUGCCGCUCUAGCGCUUAGCCUGGGCCAAGUACGGUACCUAGGUACUUGCAAGAGGCGGGGUUGUGUUGCCUGGUUGCUUUGAGGAGUUCUUGAGAUAUAUAAAUAUCCGGGAAGUGAGAACUCGUGGGACAUUGACUAGAGAAGGAGUGUCACGACUCAGUUUGUCAAGAUGGCAGGAAAUAGCCCUCUGGAGAAACUCUCAAAUGAGAUUUUCGACAACAUCUUUCAGCAUAUUACUAAGGCCUCGGAUCUUACUUCCCUUUGUCUCGUUUCUCAAACAAUAUACCAUCGAUCUGUACCAAAGCUCUAUCAUUCUUGGUCGUAUCAUGGAUUUACGCAUUCGAACAAAUCGUUGAAAUUUUUCUUGGAGACUGUUAUUAGGAGGCCGGAUUUGGCCGGGCAUGUUAAGGUUCUGGAUUUGAGGGAAUGGGGUGAUUGUCCGAAAUUGGAGGAUUAUGUUGAGGGCGGUAAGUACGGAGGGUCAACCUAUCUAAGUGACAACGAUGAAGACGAAACGGACGAGGAGGAAGGAGGAGGUGCAGAAACUGGAGAAAGCGACUCGAAGGUUGACGAGAACUCCAACUCAGAUGACUUCUCAGUUGGUCCACUGGGCUCCGAGACCAUCGGCCACAGUCUUGAAAAGGAGAUUCUCAAAAUAGAGGCUGAGGGCUUAGGAGUUCCUAACCGUAACAUGCUGGCAGAUUACCGCACUGCGGUGACUGAAAAUAAGGAGGAAAUACUUGUUCCUCUAUUAUUGACUUACCUUUCCAAUCUUCAAACACUGUAUAUGGUCGCACCAGAAGGGUUCACGAUUGGAGAUGGGAUCUUACAAAAGCUCGAAACUCUGUAUAUCUGUAGCGCACUCCAUCUUGGCAUCAAGGUACACCGAGAAUAUCAUCUGGAGUACGAAACGCUCCUCCCAUUCCUUGCGCUUCCGAAUCUACGCUCAGUGUAUACCCUCACACCCUACACAUACACCUACACCCAAUUUGAUUCCUACUUUUAUCCUCUAAAUGCAAAACCAGGAACUUCAAACAUCACCUUCCUCGCUUGGGACGAGUCUCAAAUAGCGCUGGACGAUGCCUUGAAAGCCAUCCUCAUCCCGAAAUCACUUGAAGGUCUGCGCUGGACCGAAGACAUUUCCGGCUGCUGGAAUCCAUUUUUCUGCCAUGGACCAUUUCACCACCUGAUUGGCAAAGCGCUGUCAGCGCACAAGGAUAGUCUAAAGAUGCUGGAUUUGGACAUUAGGCACAGGUAUUGCAACGGAGAAGGCCAUCCAGGAAAUCCUAAUACAACACAUGAGGCGUUACUAAGACUUCAUCCCAAUGCCAAAGAAAGACGGACGCCGAAGGAUGGAAUUUUGAUUGGGUCAUUGAAGGAGUUCUCGAAAUUGACGGCCUUGUCGAUAGAUGCCACUGCACUCUGUGGACAUCCGAAAUGGGCUCCUGCUCCGGUGCGGAUGAUCGAGGCUCUGCCGCCGAAUCUAGAGACUCUCAAUUUGAGAGUUAAUAUUCAGAUCCAGAAACUCGCACAAGGCGAGUCAUUGUAUGAAUUCGAGAAUGUCAUGUGGAAAGGACAUGUGUUCGAUUUCAUUGAUAGGGUGAAGGAUGAACUUCCUUCGUUUCGAAAGCUGGAGAUCUGGAUCAUUGGUAUAUAUCUUGAAAAGGAGAAAGCUACAGACUUGAUUGUGGCAUUGACUGAGGAUAUCAGUACAAAGUGUAAGCAGGCUGGGAUCCGGUUUGGUGCCUUUACCGCUUCUUGGGGGACGCAGGUGCCAUAUUUUCAGGAGCGGAAUAGCAUGCGGAAUCCUGGGCGGGAUUUUUAGAGAGGCUGUAUCGAUUUGAGUAGUUCGAAGG
Messenger RNA from Mollisia scopiformis, 1988 nucleotides. RefSeq lists its product as uncharacterized. NCBI's taxonomy places the organism in Eukaryota, Fungi, Ascomycota, Leotiomycetes, Helotiales, Mollisiaceae. The record is from RefSeq and is a predicted model, not a curated record. The coding region runs from base 302 to 1957 and encodes 551 amino acids. The transcript has 4 exons.